Messenger RNA from Rhagoletis pomonella (apple maggot), 1401 nucleotides. RefSeq names its product 26S proteasome regulatory subunit 8 (gene Rpt6). The transcript is spliced from 3 exons. Gene Ontology annotation, biological process: proteasome-mediated ubiquitin-dependent protein catabolic process. Gene Ontology annotation, cellular component: proteasome regulatory particle, base subcomplex. The record is from RefSeq and is a predicted model, not a curated record. Gene Ontology annotation, molecular function: ATP hydrolysis activity; proteasome-activating activity; ATP binding. NCBI's taxonomy places the organism in Eukaryota, Metazoa, Arthropoda, Insecta, Diptera, Tephritidae. The coding region runs from base 117 to 1331 and encodes 404 amino acids.
GAAUGUAUUUCGAAAAUUCUUUGUGUCAUUUUUAACAAACGAAACUUUUGCACCGUCAUUUUUUACUGCAAUAAUAUUUAAUUAUAAAUUGCGGAACGUAGAAUACAAAUAAUAAGAUGACCGUCACUAAUAGGAUGGAAAUCGACGCAGCUCUGAAGGGAGAGGGUUUCCGUUCGUAUUACAUUCAGAAGAUAGAGGAACUGCAGUUGAUUGUUGCAGAAAAAGGUCAAAAUUUGCGCCGUCUGCAAGCACAGCGGAAUGAACUUAAUGCAAAAGUUCGUAUGCUUCGCGAGGAACUUCAGUUGUUGCAAGAGCAGGGCAGUUAUGUAGGCGAAGUCGUUAAACCAAUGGACAAAAAGAAAGUAUUGGUAAAGGUACAUCCAGAGGGUAAAUUUGUUGUGGAUAUUGACAAGAAUAUAGAUAUCAACGACGUAACCCCCAAUUGUCGUGUAGCUCUACGAAAUGAGAGCUAUACGUUGCAUAAAAUUUUGCCCAACAAAGUUGAUCCACUGGUAUCGCUUAUGAUGGUUGAGAAAGUCCCUGACUCCACUUAUGAAAUGGUUGGCGGUUUAGACAAACAAAUUAAGGAAAUAAAAGAAGUUAUCGAAUUACCAGUCAAGCAUCCCGAGUUGUUUGAUGCAUUAGGUAUAGCUCAACCCAAAGGUGUGCUUUUAUAUGGACCCCCUGGCACGGGAAAGACUCUACUAGCUCGGGCGGUGGCCCAUCAUACAGAAUGUACAUUUAUUCGAGUGUCUGGCUCGGAAUUGGUUCAAAAAUUCAUCGGUGAGGGCUCUCGUAUGGUGCGUGAACUAUUCGUCAUGGCGCGGGAGCAUGCUCCAUCUAUUAUUUUUAUGGACGAAAUUGACUCUAUUGGUUCGUCGCGUAUCGAAUCAGGUUCAGGAGGUGACUCUGAAGUUCAACGUACUAUGUUAGAGUUACUAAAUCAAUUGGACGGUUUUGAAGCAACGAAAAAUAUUAAAGUCAUUAUGGCUACAAAUCGUAUUGAUAUUCUGGAUCCUGCACUUCUUAGGCCUGGACGCAUCGACCGUAAAAUUGAAUUUCCACCACCAAACGAAGAAGCUCGCUUGGAUAUUUUAAAAAUUCAUUCUCGAAAAAUGAACUUGACUAGGGGCAUCAAUUUGCGAAAAAUAGCUGAAUUAAUGCCUGGAGCAUCGGGAGCCGAGGUGAAGGGUGUCUGUACAGAAGCGGGCAUGUAUGCUUUGCGUGAACGACGCGUUCAUGUAACCCAAGAAGAUUUUGAAAUGGCCGUUGCUAAGGUAAUGCAAAAAGACUCUGAGAAGAAUAUGUCGAUUAAAAAAUUGUGGAAGUAAAAUAUGUAUAUUCAGCUUUCUUAUAUGUAUGAAAAAUCAAUUGAAAAUAAAAUUAAAAUAAUAAAAUAAA